ACCGAUCUCCAUCACCAGCAGCCGGCUCUCCUCUAUAAAUACUGCUGGGGUUUUUCUAGCUGAUUUGCAUGCGAUUAUUAUACCAGGCCAAGGAGAUAUAUUGAUCUGAUCGAGAUCAUGAGCAUGCUGUUGCAGAGAGCGAUGGAAAGUAGUAAUCGUAGUGGCAGCGAUGAUCACGAUCCGGUGCUCCCGCCGGGGUACCGGUUCUACCCGACGGAGGAGGAGCUGCUGGGCUUCUACCUCCGCCACCGCCUCGCCGGCACCGGGCCCCAGGUCGAGCACCUCAUCCCCGUCGUCGACAUCUACAGCCACCACCCCUCCCAGCUCCGGGCGAUGGCCGGGGCCGCGAACGUGGGCGACAAGGAGCAGUGGUUCUUCUUCUGCCCGCGAGCGGAGCGGGAGCUCAACGGCGGCCGACCGGCGCGCACCACGCCGUCGGGGUACUGGAAGGCGACCGGGUCGCCGUCCUACGUCUACUCCGCGCCGCCGACCAGCCGCGCCAUCGGGGAGAAGCGGACCAUGGUCUUCUACCAGGGCCGCGCGCCCACGGGCACCAAGACCCGCUGGAAGAUGAACGAGUACAAGGCCGUCGCCGCCGACGAUGCGCCGCCGGGGGCAGCCGUCAGGCUGCGGAACGAGUUCAGCGUGUGCCGCGUGUACACCAGCAACGGCACGCUGAGGUCCUUCGACCGCCGGCCACUCAACCCGCCGGCCGCCGGCGUCGACGAUCAAACUGCGGCGGCCCACCGCUGCCAAGAACAAGAAGCUCCACCACCACCACCGGCGGCGGCGGGCAGCCAGAUGGCCGCAGUCGACGUGGUCGUCGCAGCUGCCAACGGCGGGCAGUCGUCGGAUGAGCACUCCCACGGCGGCAGCUCGUCGUCGGGGUCGCUGGGGGCCGUCGUGGAUGGAGCAGGAGCCGCCGCCGCCGCCGCGGCCAUCGACUGGGACUCGCUGAUUCCUCCCGUCGAUUACCUCCGCUUCGGCGGCGCGGAUGCCUUGAGCCAUGUCGUUUGGCCCCCAAAUUGACACGUACUAACUAUUACUCGUGCGUGGGCCAAAUUAAUAAUCAGGUGAUUAAUUAAGAGAUUAAUGGUUGGAUUAGUGGCACGGUCGACAAGGUAGGUCCGUGCUAAACAGAAAGGGAACUUGAGGUGUACAAUCCUUCUUUCCAAAAAAAGAAGAAAAGAAACGAAAAUGAGGUAGAAGUUCAUAUUAGGUCAGUGCUGGUGCUAUAGUCAAGCUAGCAGAUUAGUCUAUCUGCUGGUAAUUAGCAUUACAUAUUGUAAGAAAAUAAUCUGUACUUUACUUAAUCGGAAAUGGUUCUAGGAAGAGAUCCUACCAGAUUUGUUUCCAA
Panicum virgatum (switchgrass) is the source of this 1357-nucleotide messenger RNA. RefSeq names its product NAC domain-containing protein 90-like. Gene Ontology annotation, biological process: regulation of DNA-templated transcription. Gene Ontology annotation, molecular function: DNA binding. NCBI's taxonomy places the organism in Eukaryota, Viridiplantae, Streptophyta, Magnoliopsida, Poales, Poaceae. The record is from RefSeq and is a predicted model, not a curated record. The coding region runs from base 118 to 1029 and encodes 303 amino acids. The transcript is spliced from 3 exons.